AUGUCGCAGAGUGUCCUGACUUUUGAUCAGAUUUCGAACGCGAAGAGUCAUCGCAAGGAGCUCGAACUUCCGGAAUUUAUCAUGUCUAAGGUGUUUUUUCUUACCGGUGCGGGCAGUGGACUUGGUCGAGUCACGGCUCGCUAUCUUUUGCUGAAAGGGCACCGUGUCUUCUUGACUGACUAUAACGAAUCAUUUCUCGAAAUUACCUGUACGAAGCAUCUUUCUUCUGUUAUUCCUGCAGAAAUGGCUUCCAAUUUCAGAUGGUCUCGGAUGGAUGUUUCAAAUGGGGAAGAUGUUGCACAAGCUAUUCUAAAGUGCGUCCAGGAAUUUGGAACAAUCGAUGUUCUCAUCAACAAUGCAGGAAUAAACAGCCAAUAUAUGCGUGCGGGAAUUCGUAUGGACGAAGUUCCAAUAUCGGAUUUUGAGCGCAUUCUUAACGUGAAUCUCAUCGGGACCUACCGAGUCUCUCAGCAAGCGAUUCCAUAUCUUGAGAAAUCCCCGGGAGGGGGCGUGAUUAUCAACAUGUCUAGCUGUCGUGCUCACCAGCAAAGCAAGCAUGGAGAAGCAUAUGCGGCAUCAAAAGCGGGCAUCGAAGGGCUAUCUAUGGCAAUGUCCGUCAGCCUCGGUCCUAAAAUUCGAGUCCAUGUUAUUAGUCCUGGGAUGGUUGAUGUGCGGUCCGAAAGAGACGAAGAAGCGAUGCCCGAUAUCGAUACGAUUCGGAAAGAUUUAAAACGGGAUUUCCAAAGCGAGUAUGCGCCCGAGUGGGGAUUUGGGAAGAGUGAAGCGAUGCAUGAGGCACACCCAGUGGGCAGAAUUGGAAAAGGGGAGGACGUUGCGAGAUGGGUCGAGUUUUUGUCCGUCCUUGAAAGCGGUUUUACUACGGGAGGGACAUAUUUGGUGGAUGGAGGAUACUCCAAGGUGCUUUCUUAUCCGAAUUAA
Messenger RNA from Penicillium longicatenatum, 939 nucleotides. Its product is annotated as SDR family NAD(P)-dependent oxidoreductase. The record is from RefSeq and is a predicted model, not a curated record. Lineage: Eukaryota; Fungi; Ascomycota; Eurotiomycetes; Eurotiales; Aspergillaceae. The transcript has 5 exons. Bases 1 to 939 code for a protein of 312 amino acids. Gene Ontology annotation, molecular function: oxidoreductase activity, acting on the CH-OH group of donors, NAD or NADP as acceptor.